AGGAGGAGGAGGAGGGGCCGGAGCCUAUGACUUCACAACCAGGCAGCCCUAGAGCAGGCGGCGCCGAGACUGCAGGUUCUUCAGUCUGCAAGGAGCUGCCACAGCGGCGGAGACGGCGGUGUUUCCUCCCGGAGCCUGCCACACGGGGAGCUCGCUGGAGAGCCCGGCGGCGCGGGCUGCUAGAGGCUGGGUCCCGGGACCCCGCGGCGUGGUUCAGGAAACAUCAGUACUCCCUGAGGGCUGUUGUCAUUCAACCCUGGUGAUGCCUCCCGUGUGACCUGAAGGAUCGAGGCUAUGUGAUGAAAUCGAGUCAGCUUCUAUAAAAAUGCAACCUGUCUUUUCUCUCCUGAAGAAAAACAACUUUCUGGCUGCUGCCAUGCCGGGUGAAUAGGGCUCAGUGACAGGACAUUCCUGGAAGUAGUCGUGGUCAGACCCAGCAGGAAGAAGCACACCAUUGCCCAUGACACCAUGACAGCAAGAGAUCACAGCCCACGUCAUGGCUCCAAGUCCCGUUCAGUGCAGCGGGCCUCCACUAUUGAUGUUACCUCUGACAUGCUGGGACUGUCUCUGGCAGGAAACAUCCAGGAUCCAGAUGAGCCCAUAUUAGAAUUCAGCUUGGCUUGCAGUGAGCUGCAUACUCCAUCGCUAGAUCGAAAACCAAAUAGUUUUGUAGCAGUGAGUGUAACAACACCUCCUCAGGCAUUCUGGACAAAGCAUGCACAGACAGAGAUUAUAGAGGGAACUAACAAUCCUAUAUUUCUAAGCAGUAUCGCCUUCUUUCAAGACUCCCUUAUCAAUCAGAUGACGCAAAUCAAGCUAUCUGUUUAUGAUGUCAAAGAUAGAUCUCAGGGAACAAUGUAUUUACUGGGCUCUGGGACAUUCGUAGUCAAAGAUCUGCUUCAGGAGAAAUACCAUAGGUUGCAUUUAACACUAAGGUCUGCUGAAAAUGAUCGUGUAGGUAACAUUACUGUAAUAGGAUGGCAAAUGGAAGAGAAGUCAGACCAGAGGCCCCCUGUAACGAGGUCACCUGAUACAGUUAAUGGGAGGACUGUUCUACCAGUGGAUGAAAGCUUGACAGAAUCAUUAGGAAUCCGAUCCAAAUAUGCUUCCUUGCGGAAAGAUUCAUUACUGAAAUCAGUGUUUGGUGGUGCCAUCUGUAGAAUGUACCGUUUCCCUACAACUGAAGGGAAUCACCUAAGGAUCUUGGAGCAGAUGGCUGAAAGUGUCCUCUCCUUACAUGUUCCUAGACAGUUUGUAAAACUCCUUCUAGAAGAAGACGCGGCAAGGGUUUGUGAAUUGGAAGAAUUGGGAGAACUAUCACCUUGCUGGGAAAGUCUCCGUCGACAAAUAGCUACUCAGUACCAAACCAUCAUACUAACUUACCAGGAAAACUUGACUAACUUACAUCAGUACAAAGGCCCCUCAUUUAAGGCAAGCAGUUUGAAAGCUGAUAAAAAGUUGGAAUUUGUACCUACAAAUUUGCAUAUACAGAGAAUGCGAGUCCAAGAUGAUGGAGCAUCAGAUCAGAACUAUGACAUCAUAACCAUAGGAGCAGCCGCAGCACAUUGCCAAGGCUUUAAGUCAGGAGGUCUUCGAAAACGACUGCACAAAUUUGAAGAGACCAAGAAACACAGUUAUGAGGAAUGUUGUACCUCACCCAGCUGCCAGUCAAUAAUAUACGCACCACAGGAUAUCAUCAGAGCGAAGGAGAUUAUUGCCCAGAUCAACACCUUAAAAACCCAAGUCAGUUACUAUGCUGAAAGGCUGUCAAGGGCAGCCAAGGAUAGAUCAGCUAAUGGCCUUGAAAGGACACUCGCCAUCUUAGCAGAUAAGACAAGACAACUGAUUACUGUCUGUGACUGUAAAUUGUUGGCUAAUUCAAUACAUGGACUUAAUGCUGCUAGACCUGAUUACAUUGCCUCCAAAGCAUCUCCCACCUCAACCGAGGAGGAGCAGGUGAUGCUGAGGAAUGAUCAAGACACUCUUGUGGCAAAGUACACGGGAAGAAACAGUCGCUCUCUCCAUGCGGAUUGGCACGAGGCAGAAUGGGAAAAAGUUUGGUUGAAUGUUGACAAAAGCCUGGAGUGCAUCAUCCAGAGAGUCGACAAACUUCUCCAGAAAGAGCGAUUGCACAGUGAGAGCUGUGAAGAUGUUUUCCAGUGUGAUGUCAGUGGGCCUAGUAAGAAAGGUAAUCAGGAUAAUCGAGCCUAUUGGAUAAGACCGGAAUCCUCCCAUGCAUCCUCAUCAUGCUCCUUCUCCAUGCCAUCCACUGCAUUCCAUUCUCAUUGGAGCACAAAUAGCAGCCCCCCUCCUGAAGAGUCCAGCCCAGGUGAAUGGAGCGAGGCCCUUUACCCCUUGCUGACGACACUCACAGAUUGCGUAGCCAUGAUGAGUGACAAGGCCAAGAAAGCGAUGGUCUUCCUGUUAAUGCAGGACAGCGCUCCAACAAUAGCUAUGUACCUGAAGCUCCAGUAUCGCAGGGAUGUUGUCUUCUGCCAAACUCUGACUGCACUCAUUUGUGGGUUCAUUCUCAAGCUGAGGAACUGCCUACAUGAUGAUGGUUUCCUGCGGCAACUCUACACUAUUGGCUUACUGGCCCAAUUUGAAAGCCUCCUCAGCACCUACGGUGAGGAAUUGGCCAUGUUGGAAGACAUGAGUCUGGGAAUUAUGGACUUGAGGAAUGUAACCUUUAAAGUAACACAGGCCAUGUCAAAUUCAUCAACAGACAUGCUCCCUGUAAUUACAGGAAAUCGUGAUGGAUUUAAUGUGAGGAUUCCAUUGCCAGGCACUCUAUUUGACGUGCUUCCUCGGGAGAUUCAGAGCGGCAUGCUUCUGAGAGUUCAACCUGUCCUUUUCAACGUGGGAAUUAAUGAACAGCAAACCUUGGCAGAGAGGUUUGGAGACACAUCUUUGCAAGAAAUUAUUAAUGUGGAAAGUUUGGUGAGAUUAAAUUCUUACUUUGAGCAGUUCAAGGAAGUUUUACCUGAUGAUUGUCUACCUCGAUCUCGUAGUCAAACGUGCCUGCCUGAGCUGUUGCGGUUUCUUGGACAGAACGUACAUGCCAGGAAGAAUAAAAAUGUUGACAUUCUCUGGCAAGCAGCCGAGGUGUGCCGAAGACUCAAUGGAGUCCGAUUUACCAGUUGCAAGAGUGCCAAAGACAGAACAGCUAUGUCAGUGACCCUGGAGCAAUGUCUGAUCCUGCAGCAUGAACAUGGAAUGGCUCCCCAGGUCUUCACCCAGGCUCUGGAUUGCAUGAGGAGCAUUGGAACACGGGAGGUAGUCACCCAGAAGAACUUGAGUGGCUUGGUGCCCAUCCGAGAUUUCAGACUAGAUCCCAGCCUCCUCUACUCCAUUCCUUUAUUAGCCCUGAGCCCCAAUUUACUGAUUGUGUGGCUGUUUCUGAGCAUUGCAUACCUGGUGGCCAAAUUCCGUUGCAAAUGAAGACCAGUUUAAAAAAUAGUCAUUAAGUUAUAAAGGGAAAAAAAGUUCUAGAAUAUGUAUCACCACUUUAUUACCUAGCUGGACAGAAGGAAUGUGUCAAAGUGUUGUCUGCCAAGAAAUAUAUUAUGCCUUACAGUUUGACAUUUCUAUUGUACUGAACUAUAAAUACCCAUCAAAUUAUUUUAUCCUGAGGAUCUGUAUUGAAAACGUAAAAUUGAUUAUUCUGCUUUCAGUGCUUGUAACAUUCUUACAGUGCCCUGUUGCCUCGUAAUGUAGCCGGCCUGAAGAUCAGUUACGCUUACCAAAUAUUUCUCUUACCUUCAGAUUUAAACGUAUCUGUCAUCUAUAUGCUUCAUGUUCCCUGUUUCAUGUAUUCCAGAGAAAGAAUUCUUGUCUGAAAAGAAUUUGUAUCUUUUGUAUACUCCUUAAGUGUAUGCUGGGCUUUCCUUUCCUUUUGAAGAGGAUUGAUAAGAAAAAGACAAAUAGAUGGGGUUUAUAACUUGUUUGUUUAGAGAUGCCUAUCUAAUAGGACGCAUAUUCUCUGCUUUCAUUUCAAAGCAUAGUCCCCAAGUUACAGUAGCAAACAGUUUGCAGAGCCAUAACAUUUUUCCUUAUUUAUGUCUAAAUUUUUCUGACUUAGCUUAUCAUGAAGCUGUGAUUAUGAUAGCAUACUGUGCCACACCAAAUAUGUGAAAAUCUAGUGUUACUGCAUAUGACUUUACUUUUUAUUCUUUUUAACUGUUCUUAAGAAUUCAUCAAAGAGAUUACAGGAAUUUGAGCAGAUAGUCAGAAAAGGCUUUUUAGGAUAUCUCUUUAUCCCUAAAAUAGCAUCCUUUCAUUAAGUAUUGCAUCUUUGAUUGCAUAUUAAACUCAGAAGCCUUGUUUUCUCUUAGCAACCAAAUAUAAUAUUCAGAAAUCCAGGAAAGUUUGUCUUUGGUUGGUUUCUGAGGCCUCUGAAUCCAUGACUGACAAAUGCCAGUCACAGAAGUAUACUCUGGUUUCAUUUUGUUUUUAAAUUAUCAUCCCAAGUUUUAACAUAUACAGUAUCCUUAAAGUUAAAUUGCUUAUUACUUUACUAUUCACUUGUUGCAGAAGAUUUAUUACAGCUUUGUAAUGAAAGGUACAGAUAAACAAAACACCAACAGUAAGAAGGGAAAACUGGGGGAAAAACUAAAGUCCUCAACUGAGAAAAUAUUCUGUUUUUUGUUAUAAUGAUUUUUUUAAACCCAUGUCUUAGUGGUUUUUCUUCCCAGUACCAGUGAAUUUGCAUAAUUUCCUUACUAAAACUAUGCAAGGGUGUUACUCUCAGGCUCUGCAUGGCUGCCUGGGGUAAUCCAUCAAGAAACACUUAUUAAACAUGUAAGAAAUGACAUUUCAUCAAAUUGGCUCCUCAUUGGUUUUGAACAUUUGGAAUGAUUUGAGAAAUUUAAAAAAAAAAUUUAAGAUUCUCAAAAUUUGCUCAGGGGCUUCCCCAAUUGGAUAUUGUGUCAUGGUCUUCAAAUUUUUUUAUGGUUCAUAUGAACAGAUAGUACUGAGGGGCAAGCCAGCAAACUCAAGGGCAGAAAUUCUGGAAGAAAUACCCCUGCCACACACCCUAGGGCUUCUACCUUCCUUUUUAAUCCCUUCUGACCCCUUCUGUUCCCCAACCCCCAAAUACUGCUGGAGCUGUGUGUCUACAAUCUUCUAAUUAGAAAUUAUUUGGCUUUUCCUAAAUUCACACAUGCAAUGCUUUGUAAUCUUCCUUCAAGAAUUUGGGAUCUAAAUAUGGUCCACUCAUGAGACUUGUUAUAUUGGAGCAUGCUGUGUGUAUACUUUUUUUUUUUAACAAGAUGAUCAGUUGCUUUCUUUUUUAAUUGUAAAUGGAGUAUAUUGUGAGGAAUGAACAAAUCAUGCCUCUUCCAUCGAAUCUUAAAUUCGAAGGAAUGUAAUUCAGCCUGUUUCCCAGCUUUCAGGCAGAACCUGAGCCAUUAGCUCACCUAUUCUAGAAAGCUCUUGUUGAACAAGCCCCAGAAGAGCUGAUUUCAUAUCACUAUCCAGUAAUCGUUAAUACAGAUUCUUUCUUGUGGCUAACCUAAGUCCCAUAUGCUACAGCUGGUCAUGAUUUUCCUCACUAACUGCACUUUUAGUCCCUCAAUAUAUAUCAAGUACUUGCUAUGUGCAAUAAUUAAAGAAUGCCAUAUGUAUGAAUGUAUAUGAAUAAAAAAAAAGUUCUGUAUUCAAAGAUGGCCCUAUUGACAGUGUUAUGUACUGCUUUGGACCUUUAUCAUCAGUAGGCCUUAAUGUUUGAUUCAUGAAUACUGAUGAUAGUUCAGUAGCACAAUUCCUCCAUACUCAACCCCACUUCACGUCACUUCCCCCUCCCCAUUCCCAUUAAUCUGUCCUGUAGCCCACUGGUACACCAGGUGAGGCCAGUGAGGGUGGGGGUGGAGGGAGUUUUGUCAUGUGACUUUCCUAGAACCUGUGUACUUUGUCUUCCUCAUUUUUUGGCCAUACUCUCAUGGAUCAUCCAUGUCUCUGUGUGUGUGUUGGAUGAGUUUUCAUUGGGACUGGGUCACAAGAGCAUGAAGCUUUUCAUUUGAAACUCAGGACACCUAACACAUAUCUGAGGAUACCAUUUAAAAUGUAACCCUAUGAUUGUAGAUCUGGAAGGGAUGUCAUGAGAUUAUAUGGAAUGCUUCUUUGUGUACAAGUGUAUAGCAAUCAAAAAAAGAGUUGUAUCCCUUUUCUUUGAUUUAUCCAAUAAAGUAGCUGUAGCAUCCCUUGA
Phascolarctos cinereus (koala) is the source of this 6205-nucleotide messenger RNA. RefSeq names its product inositol polyphosphate-4-phosphatase type I A (gene INPP4A). The record is from RefSeq and is a predicted model, not a curated record. Gene Ontology annotation, molecular function: phosphatidylinositol-3,4-bisphosphate 4-phosphatase activity. NCBI's taxonomy places the organism in Eukaryota, Metazoa, Chordata, Mammalia, Diprotodontia, Phascolarctidae. Gene Ontology annotation, cellular component: cytoplasm.